CCUGCGUUCCUGCUAAAGAAAGUAGGCAGAGAACAUUAGUUAAAUAAAAAAUUAAAAAAAAAAGGUCAUUGACUAAAGUGUGUAUUCGAUUUUGUGUAUCUUAACCUGUCCCUCCUCGUUUUUCAGGUACUUGAAUAGCCUAUAUAUGUAGAAGCGUGGAAAUUGGAGUAGUCGGAUUGCGUUUCUGAUAACACAAGAAUCCGAUAGAGAGAAGAGUUGCAUUUGCAUAGCACAUAUAUAUCUGUCUGUACGUAGCAUUAGCACUGCACUUGUAGACUUAUUAUGGGUUGCAGAGGGCAAUUGAAGCCUGUUUUUGCAAUGAUUUUUAUUACUUUUGCCUUUGCAAUUGUGAAUGUACUUCUUAAAAAGGUUCUUGAUGGAGGAGCUAACCAGAUGGCUAUUGUUACAUAUCGACUGUCAAUUUCUUCUAUUUUCUUGGCUCCUAUUGCUUACUAUUGGGAAAGGGAAAACAGACCCAGGCUUACAUUUCAGAUCUUAUGCUACCUUUUCCUUGGCGCUCUUGUCGGGGUAACGCUCUCACAGUACCUGUUCCUUCUGGGACUCGAGUAUACUUCUGCUGCGUUCUCCUGUGCAUUCCUCAACAUGGUGCCUGUAAGCACCUUCUUGUUGGCUCUACCAUUCGGUUUAGAGAAAGUGAACAUGAAGAUCAAGGCAGGAAGAGCUAAGGUGUUGGGUGCAGUAAUUUGUACGGCCGGAGCUGUUCUAUUAACCCUUUAUAAAGGAGUUCCCUUGACCAAACCUCAUUCUGGAGACAUCAAAAACCACGCUGAUACAAUGAUGUCUGAUAAGAAGACACAAAGAUGGGUUAUAGGUUCUCUAUUUUUGAUGGCAGGCAGCCUUAUGUGGUCUUCAUGGUUUCUCGUACAAACCAAAAUUAGCAAGAGAUACCCAUGUCAAUAUUCUAGCACAGCCAUUUUGUCCUUCUUCGGUGCAAUCCAAUCUGCUAUUGUAAGUUUGAUUGUUGAAAGGAACAUUGCCAUGUGGAUUCUGAAGGGGAAAUUCGAAAUUAUAAGUAUUGUUUAUGCUGGGGUGGUAACAUCAGGCCUGUGCUAUGUAGGGAUGGCAUGGUGUGUGAAACAAAGGGGCCCUGUAUUCACAGCUGCAUUCAGCCCUUUCACCCAGAUAUUUGCUGCAAUUUUCGACUUCUCUAUCCUUCAUGAUCAAAUUUAUCUUGGAAGUGUUCUAGGAUCUAUCCUAGUUAUACUUGGCCUGUAUAUUCUCCUGUGGGGCAAAAGCAAAGACGCAGAGGAAUGUGUGAUGAAGCAAAGCCUAGCCACGGAAGAUCGCAAUAAAAUUGGUGACGUAGAAUCACAAGCUUCUGUAACCAUCAAUUCAACUAGUUCAUAAAACAAUGAUCAACCAGUUCUCUUACCAAUAAAUUUUGUAGCCUCAUGCAAAUCCAAGGCAGCAUGACAGUGUUAUUACGAAAUGAA
Hevea brasiliensis (rubber tree) is the source of this 1454-nucleotide messenger RNA. Its product is annotated as WAT1-related protein At3g30340-like. Gene Ontology annotation, molecular function: transmembrane transporter activity. Gene Ontology annotation, cellular component: plasma membrane. Lineage: Eukaryota; Viridiplantae; Streptophyta; Magnoliopsida; Malpighiales; Euphorbiaceae. The transcript is spliced from 6 exons. The record is from RefSeq and is a predicted model, not a curated record. The coding region runs from base 283 to 1368 and encodes 361 amino acids.